CUUUCUCGUUUUUCUGCUCAUUACAUGGCAUUGAAACAAAACCCUUCAUGUUGGUCCCCCAAAGCUUUUCCGCUACUUUGUUGUCUUAUCUUGCAUCACAUUUUCUGCUACUCUAAUCUAAACAUUUUUAAAUUAAAUGACUGUAUUGCUCAUCCUUUGCUCAAGGCUUAUGAAUGAUCCUAUCCUACUUUCUCAGUUUUCAGUUUCACUGCUUGGUUUGGUAACACCUGACUGGAACAUCCAUUUCAAGAUAAGAGAGAGAAAAAAAAAACCCUUAGAUCAUUGACCCUCUUGCAGAAUCAUAUAUAUACAUUUUUAGACCAAGGCACAGGUGUGUUAUCCAAGUUAUAAGCUUCAUGAAUAGGAUAUUUCCUGGUUUUGUCUCUGAGAAGAAAGGAAUGAUGGGUUGAGUCAUCGGUUAUGGAUGAGAGUAGAAACGGGCUGUUACUUGCUCUGGGAUUAUCGGCAUCUCUCUAUGGAUGAGACGAAGAAGGGAAUCUUUUCCUCUAUCGAGAUCUCUAAUACAUGAUUCUCCGGUUACUUGUCGCUGCUUCAGUUGCAGCCUUCACAGUUAAGAAGCUCAAUGGUAAAUCCUCAAGACAGAGAAAACGUUCAGGAAAUGGCCAAGCUGGGGAUACAGAGCUGGUCACUGAUACCAACAAUCUCAAGGAUAGAAAGGUGGAAGAGGAAGAAGAGGAAGAAGAAGAGGUUAAACUGAUCAACAGUGUAUUCAAUCAGGCUCGUGGAAGUAUAUCGGAUUUCCUAGAUGAUGAGAUUGAAAACCUUUUAUCCGGGGAGAUUGAUUAUCCGUUGCCUAAUGACGACUUGGAUAAAGCAGAGAAAGAAAGGGUGUACGAGAACGAGAUGGCGUAUAAUGAAAGUGAACUCGAUAGAUUGAGGAACUUAGUGAAGGAACUAGAAGAAAGAGAGGUAAAACUCGAAGGAGAACUGCUCGAGUAUUAUGGGCUCAAGGAGCAAGAAUCCGACUUUGUAGAAUUACAACGGCAGCUCAAGAUCAAGACAGUUGAGAUCGAUAUGCUAAAUAUCACGAUAAAUUCCCUGCAAGCUGAGAGGAAAAAGCUUCAAGAGGAAAUAUUGCAGAAUGCUGUGGUGAGAAAGGAGCUGGAUGUGGCGAGAAACAAGAUCAAGGAAUUACAGAGACAGAUUCAGCUCGAUUCUAACCAGACAAAAGGGCAGUUACUGUUGCUUAAGCAGCAUGUUUCAAGUCUUCAGGUAAAAGAGGAAGAAGCCAUGAAGAAAGAUGCUGAAGUGGAGAGAAAGCUGAAGGCUGUGCAGGAAAUGGAAGUUGAGCUCAUGGAACUCAAAAGAAAAAACAGAGAGCUUCAACAUGAAAAGAGAGAGCUGACUGUAAAACUCGAUGCUGCAGAAACAAGAAAUUCAGCCCUUUCCAACUUGACCGAGAGUGAUAAGGUCGCCAAAGCAAGAGAAGAGAUAAACAAUCUGAGGCAUGCAAAUGAAGAUUUGUUAAAGCAGGUGGAAGGGCUUCAGAUGAAUCGGUUCAGCGAAGUAGAGGAGUUGGUGUAUCUCCGUUGGGUCAAUGCGUGUCUAAGAUACGAACUAAGGAACUACCAAACACCAGCUGGAAAAAUCUCAGCUCGUGACCUCAGCAAGAACCUGAGUCCUAAAUCACAAGAAAGAGCCAAACGGUUGAUGUUAGAGUAUGCGGGUUCAGAACGUGGGCAAGGAGAUACUGAUAUGGAGAGCAACUUCUCUCACCCUUCGUCUCCAGGAAGUGAGGAUUUCGACAAUGCUUCCAUCGAUAGUUCCACAAGUAGGUUUAGCAGUUUGAGUAAAAAACCGGGUCUGAUCCAGAAACUUAAGCGAUGGGGCAAAAGCAAGGAUGAUUCAAGUGUUCAGUCUUCACCCUCGAGAUCAUUCUAUGGUGAGUCACCGAGCAGAAUGAGUAUGAGCAUACAAAGACAAAAGGGUCCUUUAGAAUCUUUGAUGCUCAGAAACACGGGCGACAGUGUAGCCAUCACGACGUUCGGUAAAGCUGAUCAAGAAAUCACUGAAAACCCUAACCUCCCAGGAAUCAGAACAGAACAAGAAUCUCCAAGUGAAUCUUUGAACAAUGUAGCAUCAUCCUUUCAGUUGAUGUCAAAGUCAGUUGAUGGUGUUAUGGAUGAAAAGUAUCCUGCAUAUAAAGACAGGCACAAGCUGGCUCUGGAAAGAGAGAAGCAUAUUAAGCAGAAAGCAGAUCAAGCAAGAGCAGAACGGUUUGGGGGUAGUGCGAAUUUGCCUCCAAGACUUGCUCUGAUAAAGGAGAAAAAAGUUCCCUCGGCUUCAGGCACGACAACCGACCAAUCUAACGACGGUAAAGCCAGUGAAAACGAUCAAACCGUAACCAAAAUGAAGCUUGUGGAGAUUGAGAAGCGACCAACUAGAGUUCCUCGUCCACCUCCAAGACCAUCUGGGGUAGCUGGGGAUGGUAAAAGCACGAGUUUACCCUCAACACCGCCUCCUUUACCCGGUGGCCCGCCUCUUCCUCCACCUCCGCCACCUGGUGGGCCACCACCUCCACCACCGCCACCUGGAGCCAUUGGGAGAGGAGCAGGCAGUGGGAACAAAGUUCACCGAGCUCCAGAGCUCGUUGAGUUUUAUCAAUCAUUGAUGAAACGUGAAGCGAAGAAAGAUGGGUCCUCUCUCCCGGCUUUAGGAGGUAGUAAUGCAUCAGAUGCUAGGAGCAACAUGAUUGGGGAGAUCGAGAACCGAUCAACAUUCCUUUUAGCAGUAAAAGCUGAUGUGGAGACACAAGGCGACUUCGUUCAGUCGUUGGCAAGUGAAGUCCGAGCUGCUUCUUUCACCAACGUAGAUGACCUCGUGGCAUUCGUGAACUGGCUAGAUGAAGAACUUUCCUUUCUGGUGGACGAAAGGGCAGUUCUUAAACACUUUGACUGGCCGGAAGGGAAAGCCGACGCACUACGAGAAGCGGCUUUUGAAUAUCAAGAUCUCCUGAAACUGGAGAAGCAAGUGACUUCUUUUAUCGAUGAUCCUAACCUUCCCUCCGAACCCGCCUUGAAGAAAAUGUACAAGUUGCUGGAGAAAGUUGAACGAAGCGUAUAUGCGCUUUUACGCACGAGGGACAUGGCUAUUUCCCGAUACAGAGAGUUUGGGAUUCCAGCUGAUUGGUUAAUGGAUUCAGGAGUUGUCGGAAAGAUCAAGCUUUCAUCAGUUCAACUUGCGAGAAAAUACAUGAAACGAGUGGCCACUGAACUCGAUUCAAUGAGCGGGUCAGAGAAAGACCCUAACAGAGAGUUCUUGAUUCUCCAAGGUGUUCGAUUCGCUUUCAGGGUUCACCAGUUUGCGGGAGGAUUCGAUGCAGAAAGCAUGAAGGCGUUCGAAGAGCUGAGGAGCCGAGCUAAAACAGAAACAGGGGAAACAGGGGAAGGAAACAAUAAUGAACAAGAAGAAACUGUAAACUGAAUUUUUUUUAGUGUCAUGUCUCUUCUAUAAUCAUGUCGUAUUAUAUACUUAAAGAUCUGAAAAUGACAAUAGUACAGUUAAAAACAGUAGAAGAUUUGAGGAGAUGAAGGACUUUUUGAAGAUAUGGAGGUGUAUACUGUAUAGUGUAUACACAUUACACA
Molecule: messenger RNA, 3605 nt
Organism: Tarenaya hassleriana
Lineage: Eukaryota; Viridiplantae; Streptophyta; Magnoliopsida; Brassicales; Cleomaceae
Product: protein CHUP1, chloroplastic-like
Exons: 10
Coding region: 526-3444 (972 amino acids)
Biological process (GO): chloroplast organization
Cellular component (GO): chloroplast outer membrane
Source: RefSeq, a predicted model, not a curated record